Messenger RNA from Amoebophrya sp. A120, 4003 nucleotides. Lineage: Eukaryota; Dinophyceae; Syndiniales; Amoebophryaceae. The record is from the annotation of a GenBank genome assembly.
AUGAAGAAGAGCCCAGCCGCUGCGAUGUUUGACGAAGCAGAGCAAAAACAUUCAAACGGGGACACCGCAAGAAGUGAAGAUACGCAAAAUGAUGAGACUCAAAAAGAAACAAAGGCUGACCAGAAACUACAAAUGGACCAAGAUGACACGGGGGCAAAGGGUAUGGACGUUGCAAGUGGGACGGACACCGAAGACGGCGACCAGGUCGAAAGAACACUCAAGGUCAAGAUUGGUCUUGUUCCGAGCGGAAUAAAUGCAAAUGUUGAACCCCCGCUGACUGGUACAACUGGGCAGAAUGCGAAAGCACAACAAGGCGGAGAGCAGCUGCGCUUUGCUUCCUUGGAAACACGUCAGAGAGCUCAUUUCUUGGCAACAUCGGGGGCGGGUCCACGACUGUUUCUUCCGAGCGUGCAUGUAUCUGUGCAAAAGCAAGAGACUCUUGAAAUAAAGAGCCGCGUUCUUGGUCGUCAUCAUCAAUACAUCAGAUUUAUUUUUUUACAACAAGUUGUAGAUCAACAGGAAGAUGAGCAUCAACAUCAAGCACAAGCAGAGGAAACCGAAGAAAAAAAUCCGGGCGAAAGUGAAGUCGGACCGCCGUCCUCGACCAAUGAAGGAACUUCCACUGGGCACGAUGAAGGGGUAGAUGCCAAAAAGAAAAAACAACUUGCGUCGGUUGCGAUUGCCCUGUACGUGACUUUUGGAGAAAACCAAAACGGGCUCCAGUGCGACUUGGCCACCCUUGUUGACGAAGGAAGCGAGAGCUCUUCUUCGAAUUCUGUGUCGUACUCGUUAAAGCGCCCUGGUGAGUUGUACAAAAAUUUGAUUCCUCAUUUCUGUGGCAAAGAUGAAGAAGACACCAAGGCGGGCAGCGACGAAGACUUGCGCGGCAACGACGUGAAAGCAGAAGAUCAAGAUGAACAAUCGACGGUCAACGACAGCGAAAAGCCGAACGGCAAACGACCCGAGCGUCAGAACUCUAAUUUUGACCCGCAUGGCCGGAUUGUGUUGCGCGGUGGCCAGAAUCCUGUUGAAUUGAGUACAAUCGUCGAGGCACCGUUUGUGCAGGGAAUCGAGUUCGACGAUGUUAUGACGGUACUGGUUGCAGCACGCUACUUCGUGUUCAAAGACAAAGCUGAGUAUACUCGAUUUGGUACAGCCUUGUUGAGAAAGGUGCUCAAGUCGCAAAGCCUGGCCCUGUUCAUGUUCAACAUGUUUUCUGAUGGUGACUGUAGUGCACGCGGCCCGUCUACUAGCUCGCUCACACCGCGGGCGCCCGCAAGCGGGGGCUCAGAAUCGUCAGUGUACGUCUUUGACAGUCGAGCACUUCCAGUGCAAGGAUUUCCAGAGCGCUUCUGGUGGUCCUGGUCCUAUUCCGUUCUUGCAAUUCGGCCUUUUUACAAUGUCGGACGAUGCAGGUGGGUAGAGGGCCUUGACUAUAUCAAAGUGAAAUACAACUACAUGAGAUGAGCUCGCGCAGCUCGUUUUUGUGCUUGAUUUCUUGUCUGUUUUUGUUUAACGGGUCGCACGCGCGGUUCAAAUGCUAUACAUUUGAAGAACCGCCGAUGAAAACAAAGAGAGGAGGAGGAGUCAGAUUGUGUUUGGUUUGAGGCAUCAUGCAAUCAGUGCCCAUGCGCAUUCCAAUUCCUGCGAUAAUUUUCGUAGCUGUAGGUAAAUGAAAGAACAAAUAAUGCAAGAUGUUGAAAACUACCUGUUGAGGCGACGGCCUUGGUUUUGUAGAAGCAGCAGCUACAAGAUGUCAGCGUGUCCGAUAAAAAGGCAGCGGCUUCUACUUCGCAGAGCGUUUCACUUUCAUUUUCAUAAGUUUUUCGAGCCUGUUUCGCCAAGAAGAAAAUCCUUCUACAGUGGCUCUUCCUGCCGUCGAACUGCUGUCCUCGUCGUCCGGAAUCGUGCCUUCAGAUGCGACCAAGAACAACGAUGAAGAUUGGUUUCUAACGGAGCCGGGUUCUGGUGGAGGAGUGCCACCGACAGGGUUUCCAGCUCAAAAUGAGAAGCGUCUCUGGGCACCUUUUUGCGUGGAGCAGGACGAAGCCCCCGUCGACGGUGUUGGGAUUAGAAGUGAAGAGAAAAGACUCGUCACACUGUAUUUUCUUGUCCGGAUAGAGUCUGAUGCAAUUCCAGGCCUCGACGAGGAGGGGGAUCAUGGGGACACUUCUGCUUCACAACAAGAAGCAUCCAAAACACCCAACCGGGACAGGAACGAGCAGACGGUCUCGAUCAGCUGGAGGCGACCAAGAUUUCGAACUCAGCUGGAGGCGACCAAGGAGCAAAACCCAGAUGAACCGUUCGAACUCAGCGAGUUCCUAAUGUGCACCGAGCUGAAUGAGGCGGAAUUGGACCAGAGGCAGGUCGAACGUAGGCUGGUGUUGGAAGCCGAGGAAAAGCCAGACACAGUGGUUGGUGGGUGUAAACGUGGUGCACCCGCGCCUGAAGGACAAGGAUUCCAUUCUCUAGCUGCAAACCAAGUGGCGAACUGUAGCCCGCGCGUCAGAUCGUCAGAUACUAGCACGAGUAGCGGCUCCGAGUCGCAUUCGCCUACCAGCUCCACUGCCAAGCCCGCGCGUGGCCUACAACUGCCGGACGAGGCGCUUGCCGGGCGGUAUGAAGGAGUUGUGCGUCACGAGAACGGUGGGAACACUCCGGGCGCUAGCGGCACUCCGACAGCCAUGCUUAAUGGAGCGACAGGCGCACAGCGGGACGCGAAAGAAAUCCAAUUUCAAGAGCAGUACGGCCCCGAAGCUCUCGGCGGGCUUAGAACGGUAAGACAACUGGAGACACCGUGGCAAGACCCCAGCCAGGUGAGUCGUCUGAAGGCGGGGAAAAUAGAUCCCGAAAGGGGCUAAUUGUGUGCAAUACCAGCACGGCGAUAACAAUGUUGGAAAUGACAGCCGGGAUCGGGAAGAAACAGGAGGGGCGGACGCGACAGUGCCGUGGAGUUGUGGCACUAACUUGUUCAUCAGCACCACUGCGGAGUUUUUGGCGCGGCCGUGCGGAGGUUCCGGCGAGGUGAUUGCUCUAGCCGGAAGGAAAAGUAUUUAGUUCAAACAAUUUAGCUUAUGCGGUCAACAGGCUCGAAGAUUCGUCUUCGGAAGUCAAAUUCAGCACGCCUUCCAUUAAGUCCGCUAGGGUCUGGUCUGCUAAUCCAAGCGGUAGCAUUCAUUCCGUGCUUGGCCCCUAAACGAGUUUUCUUGCAUCCUGGCGGCUAGCCGUCUAAUAGAUAGCCCCGAUUACUAGGUGGCGCCGCUUGUGGUUGUCACGAGGUGGCUCGCACCUCCCUUGAGUGAGAGAGGGCUCGUUACCGGGUUGCAGUGCCUUUCGUCUGGCCUGGGCUCCCGGUGUUGCAUUCACCGUUGGAGCUAUAAGAAUUAAGAGCAUAAGCCUAGCUGCACUGGCAGCCGACCUUACGCGCACCAUUAGAAGUGCGGCACCGGCCGGCCUUUGUGGUGUCCCACCAUCAGAAGUGCGAACUACGAGGGCCGGGGCGUGCCACCUAAAGUUCUAAAAAGUCUCCUCGCCCAAUGAGUGAGUGAGUCAAUGGGUGAGAAAAUGAUAUAAGAAAACUCGAAAAAAGGAAGACGAAGAGCGUUCAGAUGGCCUUUCUGAUCUGGGUGAUGCUGUACCUCUUGAAGAAGCAAAUGCAAAACAUAAGAAGAAACAAAAAAUAUGAAUAACGAAAAGCAGCCUCUACACUAUUUAACUACCAUUAGAUUAAGUAUUUUUUUUUUUUACAACCUGAACUUGAACGUCAACGUUUUGAACAACAUACGGAAAGAGAAAUCAAAUGAAUUACAGGAAGUGUUUGGGUGAUUCAGAUUAUGUCGUUGUAACGGUAUCAAUACAAAAAUUAAUAAUUACAGGCAGAUGAAGGUGACAUAGGAAUGACUGCAAGAAGAUACUAGAGAAGAAGUGCAGACCUAAGGGAAAAGACCGUGAUCAAGAAAGAUAUUGGCAGAAACCUACGGCGCCACCAUCUCCUUUAGAGAGG